Molecule: messenger RNA, 378 nt
Organism: Ilex paraguariensis (yerba mate)
Lineage: Eukaryota; Viridiplantae; Streptophyta; Magnoliopsida; Aquifoliales; Aquifoliaceae
Source: the annotation of a GenBank genome assembly
AUGAAGGGUUACACCCGUGCUGUACUUUCGCUCGUUGUUGGAGCCAAUAGGCUCUACUUCGGUUCCAUGGACAAGACAGUCUGGGACCUCCAAGCUUUACAGUGUGUCCAGAUACUUAAUGGUCAUGCUGAUGUUGUGAUGUCUGUCCUUUGCUGGGAUAGCUUUUUGUUAUCUGGUACCUUGGACAAUACAAUUAAGGUUUGGGCUGCAACUGAAAGUGGGAACUUGAGCAUCUUCUUGAUGUUGUUUCUUGCACGUUCAAUGAUUCAAUCACAUUUCUAUGCACUUCCAGGCUUUCAUUUGAUUGUGACCAGUCUUAGCGGCACUAUAUUGAGUUAUUUCGCAACUUGUGUUCCUAUGUUGCUUUUUGUGGAUUAG